AUGAGUGUCACAAGUGUUACCCAAACGGUACCCAAAAUUCCAGUAGUAGAUUUCUCCCAAGAGGGUUGCUUGAAGCCAGGGAGAAGUUCUUGGCUCUCAGUACGUGGGAAUGUUUGCCGCGCACUCGAAGAGUUUGGCUGUUUCAUGGCAGUCCUGCCCAACAAAGUUUCACCUGAGCUUCAGGACAGCAUGUUUGGGACAUUAAAAGAGCUGUUUGAUUUCCCAAUUGAAACUAAAGCACAAACUCCGCAGGAAAAACCUGUAACUGAUGGUUAUACAUCUACGUCUUUCCAUGAAAGCUUGGCAGCUGGUACAGACAGUGAAAAAUCACGCACAUUCGAACAUCACUUUUGGCCUAAUGGAAAUGAUCAAUAUCGGUAUGGUUUUGUCUACAUUUGA
This is a messenger RNA of Malus domestica (apple), 399 nucleotides long. NCBI's taxonomy places the organism in Eukaryota, Viridiplantae, Streptophyta, Magnoliopsida, Rosales, Rosaceae. The record is from RefSeq and is a predicted model, not a curated record.